AAAUGUUGCAGAUAAAAUGCCUUUGCCAGCGAAAAAAGCGUUUCUCACAGAGGACUUUAAACUGGAGACAAGUAAAGAUGUUCUCCAGGCUGAUGAGAAACCUCUGCAUGUAUAUUACUGUUUGUGUGGGCAGAUGGCUGUAAUCCUUGAUAGAGCUGUAGACAAACUUCCUUUGAGACCAAAGGAUGGUGCGCGCGUUAUAGACGGCAAGAAGCACGCGCACAAGAUAAAACUUGAAUUUGAUGAGAUUGUUUAUAUUAAGAGAGCAGAAGGAGUUGAGAAACAGCAUAGAUAUAAAUGUCAUGGUUGUGGGCUUCAGAUAUUCUAUAGACAUGAUCCUGAUACAGAUAUAACAUUCAUAUUCAAGGGAGCUGUUCGAUCCGCAGCGCAAGGUAUCUCUCAGAAGGAUAUUUACUCCCAGGUUGCCCAAGAACAACCGAAGAAAAGAAUGGUCACCAAGAACUUUAGAACAAUGGGAAAAUAUUCUAGUGUUACUGUUAGUACUGUCAGUGAUGACGAGGAUGAGCUGGAGGACAAGGAGAUAGCUGAGAACUACGCCCUUAACGCUAAGAUCAUCAACAAGCAGCUGGACAGGAAGGGGAUGAUGAGGAAGGGUCUCCAGGAGGAAGGAGCUCCCCCGCCUAAAUCCGCCAAGAGAGGAACACUCAUUGACCAAUAGUUUUUGUUGUUUAACUUCUGUACCUUUAACAUAAAUAUAAAUUUUACUUUUCAGA
Messenger RNA from Eurytemora carolleeae, 734 nucleotides. RefSeq names its product UPF0428 protein CXorf56 homolog. The coding region runs from base 17 to 679 and encodes 220 amino acids. The record is from RefSeq and is a predicted model, not a curated record. NCBI's taxonomy places the organism in Eukaryota, Metazoa, Arthropoda, Copepoda, Calanoida, Temoridae. The transcript has 6 exons.